Eublepharis macularius is the source of this 2374-nucleotide messenger RNA. It is a transcript of the gene CBLN2, whose product is annotated as cerebellin 2 precursor. The transcript is spliced from 3 exons. The record is from RefSeq and is a predicted model, not a curated record. The coding region runs from base 95 to 739 and encodes 214 amino acids. NCBI's taxonomy places the organism in Eukaryota, Metazoa, Chordata, Lepidosauria, Squamata, Eublepharidae. Gene Ontology annotation, molecular function: protein binding.
CGUCGCCGCCCAAGAGCCCAGGCAGCGGCCAGGAGACGUCGCCCUCGGGCGGCCCCUUCCGGACUGCGCGGCUGGUGGCGGGCGCUGCGGCGAGAUGCCCGGGCGGCGGCGGCUGGGAGGGCGCUGGGGGGCGCUGGCGGGCGGCUCCUCCUGCCUGGCGGCGGCGCCGACCCUGCUACUCCUGCUGCUGCCGGCCGCCUGCCCAGUGGUGGGCGCGCAGAACGACACGGAGCCCAUCGUGCUGGAGGGCAAGUGCCUGGUGGUGUGCGACUCCAGCCCCUCCGCCGACGGCGCCAUCACCUCCUCGCUCGGCAUCUCCGUCCGCUCCGGCAGCGCCAAGGUGGCCUUCUCGGCCACGCGCAGCACCAACCACGAGCCCUCCGAGAUGAGCAACCGCACCAUGACCAUCUACUUCGACCAGGUAUUAGUUAAUAUUGGCAACCAUUUUGACCUGGCUUCCAGUAUAUUUGUAGCACCAAGAAAAGGAAUUUAUAGUUUCAGUUUCCAUGUUGUGAAAGUAUAUAACAGACAAACUAUCCAGGUAAGUUUAAUGCAAAACGGCUAUCCAGUGAUUUCAGCAUUUGCUGGGGAUCAAGACGUCACCAGAGAAGCAGCCAGCAAUGGGGUCUUGCUUCUUAUGGAAAGGGAAGACAAAGUUCAUCUCAAACUGGAGAGGGGAAACCUCAUGGGAGGGUGGAAAUAUUCAACCUUUUCUGGCUUCUUAGUCUUUCCACUAUAAAGAGAGGCCAUGGAGAAGCCUGAUCUACAAGCUGGAACAAGGAUCCAACUAUUAAAAAAAUACCCUCCUUCCCCAGAACUUGGCCAGACAUGCCAAUAAUUCCAGCCACCCAGUCAGACUGCCAGAAUAUAAGAAUGAGAACUCUUCUCAACGCCACUCUUUACUUUACUUGACAGAUCCUUGGGAAAUCUGCGGCUCUAAUUAGUUUUAGAUGACAGUGAUCUUUAAGAGAAGUGAAAUUAUCAACCUGAGCGAUUUGUACCUGUGAUUGUAAAGUCAAUUUUGGAUUUUAUUGUUGGGAUCAUUGACUUUCCUCCCUCAUUCUCUUUGUGUUGCCCUAAAAGGACAGAUUAACUGGGACCACACGACUGCUUCUCCAGGACUUAACACCCAAAGCCAGAAGAAUCUGACAUCUGAUGAAGUGUUCUUGUAAUGCUUUCUCUUUUUGUGUUUGUAUAGCCUUAAAGAAAGACAAAAAUAAGAAUGGCUUCAGUUUCAAUCCCGUAUCUUCUGGGGAAAGGAAAAUUUUGGACAUUACUGUGUCAAGAAGUGCUUUAUCCAGUGAAGCAAAUUUUGCACGAUUGGAAACUAUUUUGUGUUACUUGUGUUUUUCAUUGUUCUUUCUUUUCCUUUUUUGGACUCUCUUUGUGCUAAAGAAGCAAGCUAGAGCAAUCGAUAUGAUAAAACAAGCACAUAUGUACCCCGUAGCUUGCAGUGAAACUAACCAAUAAAACAGUUCUGCUUGCACUAUCUAGCUAAUCUAAUAGAAGAAUUUGUCAUGAUUUGAGGAAGAGAGUGCACAACCUGGUCCUCAAGUUACAAUUUGGAACCUUCAAAGGGACUGAAUUGGCCUGACAUUUCCAGAAGCUGUUCCAGAAGGCUGCGAAUCUCGUAUUUGAACACACCUUAAAAUAACAGCAUUUCAUUUUCUUCCUGGGAGUUCUUUGCUGCUUUAUUUGAUCGAUUUGAUUACUAAUGCCUCGAAUAUGUAGUGGUUUGGUCUCUUUGAGUACGCCAAUGAGUUGUUUCAUCUUUGGUUUUAAGUAAAAAAAAAAAAAGAUUCACACCAAAACCGCCAAGAUUAGACAUGUGUAAGAAGCUGCUGUUUGUAUGUGUGCCAGAACCAGGAACAUUGAAAUCCCAAGAUAGCAAUGAAUACACCAGAAAUUGUAUUUAAUUUUUAGAAUUUAUUUUUUUCUGUUCUUCCCCUGUUAGCAUCCAAAGACUUUCAAGUACAGUCUUAAUCUAAAACUGUAUACUGAAAAGGUCACUGAUUCCAAAUGAUAAAAGAAGAAACCUCAGGUUGAAUUCAAGUUCACCUUCUAUGUGUCAAUGUAACCAAAACACUAAUGGACUUUAGAUUCAGAAUAAAUGGGUUUCAUGUCCAACUUGCCUUCUUUUCACUUUGUUGAAAGUAUUUGACUUUGUGCAACAUGGGGAAAAGAUAAUUUAGGCUCAAAGAAGCCGUGAGUGGGCCUUUGCAUUUUUUAAAGCUGUCAACUCAUUUAAUUUUUUUUUGAAUUUCUGUUUCAGUUCAGUUGUUGAGUAGAUGGAGGUUUUAUUUCAUUUUUUUGUUGUGUUAUCUCCCCUUCUUAAAGAACAAAAAUAAUGCAAAUAAUGUUUGCAGAAUACAGC